Molecule: messenger RNA, 693 nt
Organism: Lactuca sativa (garden lettuce)
Lineage: Eukaryota; Viridiplantae; Streptophyta; Magnoliopsida; Asterales; Asteraceae
Source: RefSeq, a predicted model, not a curated record
AUGGAACCUAAUGAUUCUAUGUCGGUUCACACUGUGAUUGAAUCGCAUGAUGCAAUUUUUGAUGAAAUGAGAUUUUCAUCAAUUGUUAGGCAUAAGGAUCUGAUUCCUAGUACUAGUAAAGUGCCAAAUUCAGAAAAAUCGGAUGAUGUUGUUGAUCUGGAAAAGAAAUUUGAUGCUACUGAUUCGGGUGUCAUCAUAUGUUUGUAUGUGGAUGACAUGUUGAUCUUUGGUACAAACCACAAUCAAGUAAAUGAUACAAAUAGAUUGUUGUCAUCUAAGUUUUCCAUGAAGGACAUGAAGGUGGCUGAUGUAAUCCUUACGAUAAGGAUUAAACAUAUGAACAAAGGGAUUGUCAUGACACAAUCAUAUUAUAUUGAGAAAAUUCUCAAUAAGUUAAACUUUGGUGAUUGUUCUGCGGUGGGUACCCCUAUAGAUGCUAGUGUGAAAUUGUUGCCUACUACUGGCAAGCCCAUUCCACAAUUGGAAUACUCUAAGGCAAUUGGGAGCUUGAUGUAUGUUAUGAAAAAGACAAGGCUUGAUAUUACCUAUGACAUGGGAAGAUUGAUUAGAUAUACUAGUAAUCCCUAUACUCAAGAUUGGAAUUCAAUUCAAAGAGUAUCCAAGUAUCUCAAAGGAAGUGUGGAUUAUGGUUUGAAUUACUUGGGAUAUCACGCAUUCUUAGAAGGGUGUUGA